CAUUAUUUCAUCUACGUAUCUGUAUACUUGUUCUUUUCUUUAUAUCACACAUUCCAACAUAUCCUGUACCCCUGAAGUGACAUGGGGUCUGUUUUCCCCAACACCGAGUUAAAGGAACCUGAUUCCUCGAUCUUUCCACACGUGCUACUAUGGAUUUGCCAGAUAGUUGCGCUCACAUGUCCCCCAUUUCGUGGCCGAAGAUUGUGUUUUGCGUCACUCAUCAUCGCCCUGGCUACUUACUGCAACGCUCACCCACACUUUACUAAUGAUUUUGGGUUAGCGCAGCCCUUUUCUCUUGCUUGGUCAUUCUACAUGGCCGUAUUGUCCAAGCUUAUGUUCUCUGGACCCUGUGGCCCCGAAGAGAGGUUUUGGAGAGCUAAUGGACCUACGCGGGAGGCACAGGCAUAUUCGGCCUUUGGAUGGAAGAAGAUGCGGUGGGCGGCAGUCCUGAUGUUCAAUCAACGUGGUAUUAGGUGGAAUCACCAAGUUAAGAAUAUACCGGGGUCGCCGAAGAUGACUCGAUCACAGUUUCUAGCCGCUCAGCUCGGGAAAUUCAUCGGAUGCCUCUGCAUGGCGGAUCUUUUGUUCGAAAUUCAUCGAAGAUUGAAUUUAACUAGUCCUGACGGUCAAGCUGGACACAUAAAUAGUAAACACUUGACCAUUAAACACCAUGAUUGGCGCUGGAGUCUAGCAAAGACCUUUUCAUUUGCAUUCCUACCAUACUUUAUGUUGAGUAUGCAGUAUGCGCAAGGGGCAUUUAUCUUCGUCUUAUUCAAACUAAGCAAAGCAGAGGACUGGCCGCCGGCUUUCGGGGCUAUGCAGAACCUGGUCACUGUACGGCGAUUUUGGGGGAGUUUUUGGCAUCAGCAAUUAAGACAUAUGUUCACGUCGUAUACUGACGUCUUCGCGGAUUCCUUCGGUAUCCGACGGGGCACCAACCUCUCUUCCUAUACCAAACUCUACCUCGCUUUCUUGAUCUCGGGAUGUUUUCACGCCUUAGGGCAACUUCAUCUUCCUCGUCCAUCAGACGUCACCUCAAGAGAAUGUUCUAUUGGAUUUCUCUUGUUCUUUCUGUGGCAGGCCGUUGCGAUUACUGUUGAGGAUAUUACGAUAUGGGCUAUGCAUAGAAAUAGUGCGAGCGAGAGUAAAGGGAGGGUUCCGAAAUAUUACAGCAUAGUGGGUUAUGUCUGGGUGUUUUUGUCUAUGUGGUGGAGUCUACCCCUGGUAGGUGAUGCCGUACUUAAGCUUCGGGUCGGCACUGGAUCUUUUCUGCCCUUCCCGCUCACAAGGCCAUUUGUCGAAGCUUACGUACCGGUUCCACCAUGAAAGUCGAGGUAAGGGUAAGGGAAUGAUCAAAAUAUUAAA
This is a messenger RNA of Daldinia loculata, 1365 nucleotides long. RefSeq names its product membrane bound O-acyl transferase family-domain-containing protein. Gene Ontology annotation, biological process: lipid metabolic process. The record is from RefSeq and is a predicted model, not a curated record. The transcript has 3 exons. Lineage: Eukaryota; Fungi; Ascomycota; Sordariomycetes; Xylariales; Hypoxylaceae. The coding region runs from base 82 to 1326 and encodes 414 amino acids.